UUGCAUGUAACCCAUCCGCGAGCAGCGACCGUGACCGACGGUAUAUAAACCAAGCCGGCUUGAGUCUGUUGCCCACGUUGCCACAAACGACCUUCAGUCAACACACCACGUCUACACUCCUGCGUUGCCCCCACGCACGCCCACAUCUAGUCAGCAAGUAUGCACCCGCCUGUUGGAACAGGAUACUCAGGAACUUACCAGUCUUCUGGAGGAUACGGAAGUACUGGAGGUUAUACAGGAUCUGGUAGUGGAUAUACAGGAACUGGUGGAGGAUACACGGGAUCUGGUGGAGGAUACACAGGAUCCGGUAGUGGUUACACAGGAUCAACCGGAGGAUAUACAGGAACAGGUGGAGGUUACACAGGAUCUGGCACUGGGUACCCAGGAUCAACCGGAGGAUAUACAGGAACCGGUGGCGGAUAUACUGGCACAGGCGGAGGAUUUAGCAGCACUGGAGGAUAUACCGGAACUAGCAGGGAAUUUACAGGAACAGGCACUGGCUCUGGAUAUACAGGCUCUGGAGGAUAUACAGGAUCUGGGGGAUAUACUGGGACUGGCGGAUUUACCGGACCAGGAAGCUAUACUGGAACUAGUGGGUUCACAGGAUCAGGCGGAUUCACAGGCUCUAGUGGAUAUACAGGCUCCGGUAGCUAUUCAGGACCUGGUUCAUAUACAGGCGGAGGAUUUUCUCACAGCACACACGCCAUGCAGCAGCAGCAGCACCAAAUGCCACCACCCGUUCCCCCCUUCUCCAGGCCUAGGCCAACAUACCCACCAAAACAUGAACAUGAAUAUGAGGAGGAACGAUAUUAUGGCCGUGGCCGAGAACGAUACCAUGCUCGGGAAGUGGCCAUGCGCGCUUGCUUCGACAUGAUGCGCAGAAGGUACAACGAAAUGCCUGCCGACCCCGCCCAGAACUUCCCAGCUCUCACUCACCAUCCCGGUGUUCCUGCCGACAUCCUUCGAGUCGAACACGUAGAUUUCCGUCCUCAGGAGAACGCCAAAGACCACAGGACCUUCCAGUACGAACUUGUGCAAGACCAUGACAGGCCAACACCAGUCUAUCGCAGAGGUCAAGCCUUCUACCUCUCCCUGAUGACCCGCGAGAGAGACUUCGACUGCACUCGCGACAACCUCUACCUGAACUUCUACUACGGCCCUAACCCCUCAGUGCCCAAGCGUACCCGUGUCGUCCUCCCCGUUACCAUCCAGAAAGAGUUCACCAAGGGACCACAGAAAUGGGAUGUUCGUAUCCACGCACAGGAUUCUCGCAACCUUACUCUCCAGAUUCAUAUCCCAGCCACUAGCCCCGUGGGUGUCUGGCGUUGUGUUGUUGAAACUGCAACCAGGAACUAUCCCAAAUCCAGGACCCAGUACCGCGCCCCUGAGGAUAUCUUCAUCAUCUUCAAUCCAUUCUGCCGAGACGACGCCGUGUACAUGGAGAACGACGCACAGCGAAGUGAGUACGUCAUGAACGACUCUGGCAAAGUGUACAUGGGAGGCUCAAAGCACACCCACGGCCGCCCAUGGGUCUACGGACAGUUCGACGACUGCGUCCUACCUGCUGCUUGCGUCCUCCUGGAGAUGUCGAGGUUGACACACGCCGAAAGAGGCAACCCAGUGAAGGUCUCCAAGGCUAUUUGCGCCAUGAUCAGGGCAUCUCGCAACCACCGACGGGACUACGAGGAUUCGGACGGAAUCAUCGAACCUUACUACGAGGAUGACCACCGGGGCGGGCAGAAUCCUCACCUGUGGACAGGCUCAGUCAAGAUCAUUGAGGAAUUCCUGUACCAGGGCGCCACACCUGUCAAAUAUGCCCAUUGCUGGGUCAUGGCUGCUCUUAUGACAACCUUCUGCCGUACCUUAGGUAUGCCCUCAAGACCAACUACGGCCAUCACAGCAGCCUUCGAAACCCAGGAUACCCUUACCAUCGACCGCUACAUCGAUCGCUUCGGAGACAUCAUCGAGCGUGGCCCAGGACGUGACCAACCAGACGCCGUUUGGUCAUUCCAUACCUGGUGUGAUGUAUGGAUGACCCGACCUGACCUCCCAUCCGGUUACUCAGGAUGGCAGACACUUGACCCUGCCAGAGCCUAUUACAGGGACAGAUACUCCAACGGCUGCGGUCCAUGCUCGGCUGAGGCCGUGAGAAAGGGAGAUGUUGGUUACUCUCACGAGACCGCAGCUCAGUUCUCCUGCCUCAACGCCUACGUCAGAUACUACUAUGAGGAUGACGACUCAGAAUGGGGAUACUCGCCGUUCAGGCAGUAUAGGUUCCCGAUCUGCCGCACCAUCCUGACAAAGGCCGUUGGUCGAUACGACGACGAAGGCGAAGGAGACAACGAGGAUGUGACCAAGAUCUACCGCGACAUGGAGAGAUCUGAGCCCGAGAGGUUCACGGUCUUCAAUGCAUGCAGGGGAAUGAGGAAAGACCACGUCUACUAUGAUUACCAGGAAUACCACCUGAAGCAACUCUUCCUCCUCUCGCAGGAGCAGGGAUCUUUCGACGUUGCCUUCGAGUUUGUCGAGCCCCACAAGGUUGCCGCUGGACAAACCAUGUCCGUCACCCUCAACGUUCACAACAACUCGACCGAAACCCGCACAAUCCAGGCCACCGUCUCCGCUAGGAGCAACUUCUACACUGGUGUCCAAGGAACACACCUGAAGAGGGUUACUGGUCAGUUCACUCUAGCCGGAGGGCAGAAGGACACCCUGACGCUGCGAUUAGAUCCCUCAGAGUACCAGGACCGCCUAGUCGACAUGGGCUUCAUCAAAUUAACAGCUACUGGCCACGUCACCGAGAGCAAACAGUCCUAUAUCGAUGAAUUUGACUUCCAGUUCGAUAAGCCAAGGAUGAGUAUCGAGGUAGCCGAAAGCCAGGUCGGCCAAGAAUGCACUGCCACCUUCUCCUUCAGCAAUCCUCUGGAUGUGUCCUUGACUGACUGCUUCUUCUGCAUGGAAAUCGGCGGCUCUUACAGACCACGAACAUUCCGCAUCAAUCGCGAAGUUCGGCCCAGGGAGACAUUCACCUACAGCCAGACAUUCGUGCCACGUCGCUCGGGUGACCGACGCCUGGUGGCAACAUUCACUUCUCGCCAAUUACAUGACGUCACCGGUUCCCGCAAGAUGACUAUCCGCGACUAAGCUUGUCGAAGGAAAUAGUAGGAAGCUGGAGAUGACAAUAAAAGUGAUUGAUAUAAUAUCAGUAGACACAGGCAGAGAAUCUAAAGGUGUCAUACGUUCAUAAAUCUUUCGGAAAGAUCGCAGACUUAACAUUAUACACAUUUUUAUUCUUUACUCGAGGUACUAUAACACGAACAAACAUGCAGGCAUCACACAUACGAUAAACAACAUUUUGAUGUCAUCCGGAGGGAUUUCGAUAUCAGUUGAGGUACACUGCAUCUGAGAGCAUCAUGAAAAUGCCAAGUCCGGCCGCCUCGUGUUUGUUCGUGAUAUGGUAAGUCGUCACCAACCGACACUCAUAAUACUCAAUUUUCUUCAAUAUUUACUCUGUAUGUGGGGACCACGCAGUUAUAAAAACAUUAUACAUACACAUGCUAACUUUCAUGGAAUACACGUACACUGGCAACGUGAGUCUACAAUUAAUUUAAUUCUAAACAAGAUAUGAAGAUAUGGCUUAAAUUGAGUAGAACUGGGGAAUGCAGCGCUUGUAGAAAAAACUACUAUGAUUUCCAAAAAAACAAAAAAUGUGUGACAUAAUUCGAAGUUAUUUACACUGUUUAGGGCAAUGAUGCAGAUAUAGAUAAAAACUGAAUUGUAAGCAAUUUUUGCUUAUACAGUAGGUAAGCUAUCUAUACACGUAAAGUUUAUUUGGACAUCUUGUUCCUUCUUAGUCGCGAUCAUUAGAUAAGUAAUCAUUUGGAAAUAGUAGUUGGCCUUUCUUACACUACACACACAAACAUAUACAUAGGGCUUCACAGUGGAGAGGUUAUAAAGUGCAGAGAGAGAGAGAGAGAGAGAGAGAGAGAGACGUUAUAUGAAAUGAUAAAAUGGAUUUAACUUACUUUAAUGAACCUACACAACACAGCCCCAGGGGGGACUUAAGCACACUUCAGAGAAUGGAAAAUGCCCUCAGCCCUAAUAAGCAACGCAAUGAAAUAAACACCUAUAUGAGUGAUCUAUCAGCAUUCAUUGAUACUCUACCAUAAAUGGGUAAACUGGCCUUUAUGGCAAAUGGUCGAUCACAAGAACGCAUGAUAAACACAGUUUAUGAAAUGUAAACUCACUUAUAACCUCCCACGAUGAUUACACACAAAACACCGAUACGUAACAAUAUCAAAGCCCAACCAAAUCGGAUUAAAACGUUGACGACCAAAUGCUUGUUUAUUGGACAUGGGCAGUCUCGGUUCGUUUUCUUUCAAGCAUAAGCCUUCUUCAUAGAAAAUGGUCACAUUACUUAGAUCGUGAACGUCGCUUUGAAGCCCCAAACUAUUAUAGGAAAAGGAAGUAGAUAACCAAAUAAAAAACAUAUAUUUUAAGAGAAUAAAGCUCGGGGAUAUGGCUAUGGGGAUGUCAUCGCUAACGUGCUACAUUGGAAGUAAAAAACGAAAGGAAUAAAUAGCUUAAGGGAAAAUAAAAACAGGUUAUUUGAGCCUGCUCACUAUGAAUGUUUUUUACAGAGUAACUUUUAUUAUUAUAGGUCUUGUUGUUAAUUUAAUAUCCGUACCUCCCCACGGAGCCCCCCAUAUCUCUGACCAGAAAUUAGAUUAUGCCUUUUUGACAAUCCUGGCCAUAUUGAUAUUAUUUCAUGUAAUGAUGUUCAUUUUGUGUUGCCUCUGUGGUUGUGGGUCGCUAGAGUUGUAGCUUUUAUAAUAGUGAAGCUGGAGAUAAAUAUUAUGGUGUCGAUGUUGAUCUUUCUCGUUGUUUAUUAAACCGUUAGCCUGCUUAAGUUUACCCUGGCCUUUUCCGCUCUUUGCCUCUUAGAGUGAAUUAUGUAAAUUAGGUGAAAAAUAGAAUCAAUGUAUCAAUAGGUAUGCAAUAAAUACCCUAAGCAAUGUGA
Macrobrachium nipponense is the source of this 5020-nucleotide messenger RNA. RefSeq names its product hemocyte protein-glutamine gamma-glutamyltransferase-like. The coding region runs from base 160 to 3144 and encodes 994 amino acids. The transcript is spliced from 15 exons. Gene Ontology annotation, molecular function: protein-glutamine gamma-glutamyltransferase activity. The record is from RefSeq and is a predicted model, not a curated record. Gene Ontology annotation, biological process: peptide cross-linking. NCBI's taxonomy places the organism in Eukaryota, Metazoa, Arthropoda, Malacostraca, Decapoda, Palaemonidae.